UUUCAGAGAACACAAAGAGUAGAAGGGAGACAAUGUCAAAAUUUCUGAGAACAUCCCUAGAGUCAGAAAAGAAGCAAACAAUAGCUACAGAGGAGUGUAUUUACAUAUUACUUCCUAAACCUACAGAUCACUUAUUUCACCCCAUGGGGAGGACUGCUGGGCUACUUCAGCCUAUUGAUGAGACACUGGUUAAAAAAAUUCAUGAGCUUGUUGGAAGUGGUGUUAAUUGUGUUUCUGAAAUGCAACAGAACCUGCAUCAUUAUGUAAAGAAGGAACUUUUCACAGGCCAACAGCCUCCAGAUCUAACCAACAGACGGUUCUUCCCAACAACCAUGGAUGUCAGGAACCACAUGUAUCAUGCCACAGUGGUAUGCAGACAUUCACAAAUUGAUCAAGAAAACUUUGACUUAAAAAUCAAUAAGUGGAAAGAAGUAAGCCCAGAUGAUAAUUUCUUUUUCAGGCCUUACUGCCUUACAAGUGAUAGUGAGUCCUAUCAACAACCACAGUCACUGAAGGAAGAAGACAGCACUGAUGUAAUUAAAAUAAGUAUAGGUGAUCCAUCCAACAACCUCCUCCUUGUUCACCAGACGAAGUGGCAAAGAGAGCUGCUUUUAAAGUAUGGUGGUGAAAUUUGCCUACUGGAUGCAACAUACAAAACUUCACGCUUAUUGCCCUCCCCACAUUCUUUCUGUGUGUGA
Messenger RNA from Pocillopora verrucosa, 698 nucleotides. NCBI's taxonomy places the organism in Eukaryota, Metazoa, Cnidaria, Anthozoa, Scleractinia, Pocilloporidae. The record is from RefSeq and is a predicted model, not a curated record.